AUGGCCGACAAGAAGAAUCUCCUCCUGCUGUUCGAUCAUCCCACUGAGCCUGUGUUCAUGGACAAGGGUGGCAAUGGCACCGUGUUCAACAUUCCCGACUCCUAUCUGACCAAUCGCUACAACAAGAUCUGCAAGAAGGUACAGAACCGAGUCUGCUGCGGAAGGGAGCGCGUCCCGGUGAAGGAGAUCCAAGUGCCCGAUCUCAGUUACCCCAUGUCCUUGGGCCGAGCCGAACAGUUCUCGGUGUUCCUGAAGUCCCACGCUGAGAUGGCCGGCCAAUUGAUCGAAGUCUUUGUCAACAUGCCCACCGUGGAUGACCUGCAAAGCGUGGCCGUAUAUGCCAGGGAUCGGGUGAAUCCGGUGAUGUUUAACUAUGCAUUGUCGGUGGCCCUGCUCCAUCGUCCGGACACCAAGGACCUGAAUCUGCCUGCAUUUUCGCAAGUUUUUCCUGAUCGUUUCAUCGACUCGCAGAUGUUUCGCCAUAUGCGCGAAGAAUCGUUCGUGAUCGAUGCAUCUGACUCCCGGGGUGCCAUCACAAUACCCGUCAACUAUACUGCCUCCGAUCUCGACGUGGAGCACCGCCUGUGGUACUUCCGCGAGGAUAUGGGCAUCAACCUUCACCACUGGCACUGGCACCUGGUCUAUCCCUACGAAGCCCCCAUUCGCAGCAUCGUGGAUAAGGAUCGUCGUGGCGAGCUGUUCUACUACAUGCACCAGCAAAUUAUUGCCCGGUAUAAUGCCGAGCGGCUGAGCAACUAUAUGGCUCAGGUGCAGCCGUUCAACAACUUGGACGAGCCCAUCGCCGAGGGCUACUUCCCCAAGAUGGACUCCACGGUGGCCAGUCGGGCCUAUCCGCCGCGUUUCGACAACACCCGACUGAGGGAUGUGGAACGGGUCGGUCAGAUAAGAGUGUCCCUCGACGAAAUGAAGCGCUGGCGGGAGCGCAUCUAUGAGGCCAUCCACCAGGGCUAUGUUUUGGAUGAGGAUAACCAAAAGGUGGCCCUGGAUGAAGUUAAGGGCAUCGAUAUCCUGGGCAACAUCAUUGAGGCCUCCGUUCUUUCGGUCAACAGAACGCUGUAUGGAAACUUACACAACAACGGACACAAUUUGAUCGCCUUCGCCCACGAUCCGACCAACAAGCAUUUGGAAAAAGCUGGUGUUAUGGGUGAUACGCCCACCGCCAUGCGCGAUCCAGUCUUUUACAAGUGGCACUCCUUUGUGGACAACCUGUUCCAGGAGCACAAGCGCCUCCUGACCCCAUAUAGCGCGGAAGAUCUGACCUUCCCGGGCAUAUGCGUCCAGAGCAUCAAAGUGGUGAGUCGCGACCAGACCAACAAACUGACCACCUUCUGGCAGCAGUCCGAUGUGGACAUGUCCCGCGGCCUGGACUUCUCGCCCCGCGGCAAGGUCUCCGCUCGGUUCACCCAUCUGCAGCACAGCGAAUUCACUUACAACAUCGAAGUGGAGAACACCAGUGGAGCCACGCGGGAGGGAUUCGUUCGUAUCUUCCUGGCGCCAAUGUGUGAUGAGCGUAAUGGCAUCAUGGAACUGAGGGAACAGCGCCGCCUGAUGGUGGAGCUGGACAAGUUUGUGAUUAAGAUGCCUGCCGGACGGUCUAUGCAUACUCGGAAAUCCGUGGACUCGAACGUAACCAUACCGUUCGAGCGCACUUUCCGCAAACCGGAUGACAACUCUCCCAACAAGGCCAUAUAUGACUUCUGCGGCUGUGGAUGGCCACACCACAUGCUGGUGCCCAAGGGUCGCUCUGAGGGCAUGACAUUUAAGCUGUUCGUCAUGAUUUCCAACUAUGAUGAUGAUAGGGUUGUGCAAGCAUCUGAGUGUGCCUGCACCGAUGCCGCUUCCUAUUGCGGCCUUCGCGACAGCCUCUAUCCGGAUCGCAAGUCCAUGGGCUACCCAUUCGAUCGCCUGCCCCGACAGGGUGCCCAGUUCUUGGAGAGCUUCCUCACGCCCAACAUGUGCACCGUGGACAUUACCAUUACCCAUGAGAAACGCACCGAAAAGGUGCCGGAGUAG
This is a messenger RNA of Drosophila subpulchrella, 2034 nucleotides long. Its product is annotated as phenoloxidase 3-like. NCBI's taxonomy places the organism in Eukaryota, Metazoa, Arthropoda, Insecta, Diptera, Drosophilidae. The transcript is spliced from 4 exons. Bases 1 to 2034 code for a protein of 677 amino acids. The record is from RefSeq and is a predicted model, not a curated record. Gene Ontology annotation, molecular function: oxidoreductase activity.